Messenger RNA from Balaenoptera ricei (Rice's whale), 1934 nucleotides. RefSeq names its product dihydrouridine synthase 4 like (gene DUS4L). Lineage: Eukaryota; Metazoa; Chordata; Mammalia; Artiodactyla; Balaenopteridae. Gene Ontology annotation, molecular function: tRNA dihydrouridine synthase activity; flavin adenine dinucleotide binding. The record is from RefSeq and is a predicted model, not a curated record. Gene Ontology annotation, biological process: tRNA processing. The coding region runs from base 699 to 1664 and encodes 321 amino acids. The transcript has 7 exons.
UCCGCCCAGCCCGCGGCUCCCGGCUGUCCUGGAGAUUGCCUUCUGCUGCAGCUGGUGGACCGACCCUGGCUGGGAGCGGCGUGGGGGCUCAGAGUAGGUGGGCGCCGAGGGCCCAGCGCACCAGGGAAGCCGAGGUCGUGGGGCCGGCGCUUUCUUCCGUCUCCUGCCGCACUCCUGGGGCGGGUGGCGUUCCCUGGGCGGAAGAGAAGGUGAGCGCCGGAACGUGGCCGCAGCGCUCAGCUCUAAAGCAAGUAUUUAACCUGAGAACGGGACCUCUCGAUGGAGGCACUAGAAGAGAACGGAGGUUUCUGGUAGCUUCGUGUGCACGCCACAAGCACAGCUGGCGGGCGUUAAUAGCUACCCACCUGUAUCUAUCACAUCCCUUGCUUCGCGUUCUUGGGAUAAAGGCAGGCGGGAAAAGCUUGGGGAGGAAAGUUGCCAGGGAUGAAAGUGGGGAGAAUUAGGGAGAGCCGAGAGUCGGUUAAGUAGGAAGACUGAACCAGGAAUAGAUAAGUGGGACUCAGUCUCUGCCUACCCUCCCAUGAGACAGUGACCUUAGGCUUUUUCUACCGCUGAGUUUCAGCCACGUGUCCUGAGCGACGCCAGACUUUUACUUGUUACAAAUUGAUGGAUUUUCCAUCUCUCAACUAACAGUAUUGGAGCUGUAAAAUCAUCAGAUUUGAAACAAAUCUUUAUUUAUGAAGAGUGACUGCAUGCAAACCACAACAUGUCAAGAAAGAAAAAAAGAUCCAAUAGAAAUGCUUCAUUCUGGGCAGCUGGUAAAAGUCUGCGCCCCAAUGGUGCGAUAUUCAAAGUUGGCUUUUAGAACACUGGUAAGAAAAUACAGUUGCGAUCUGUGCUAUACGCCAAUGAUAGUUGCUGCUGAUUUUAUCAGAUCUAUAAAAGCCAGAGACAGUGAAUUUACCACAAACCAAGGUGAUUGCCCAUUGAUUGUUCAGUUUGCUGCUAAUGAUGCAAGAAUUUUAUCUGAUGCUGCUCGUAUAGUCUGUCCUUAUGCGAAUGGAAUAGACAUUAACUGUGGUUGUCCUCAGAGGUGGGCAUUGGCAGAAGGUUAUGGAGCUUGCUUAAUAAACAAUCCAGAGCUUGUUCGAGACAUGGUGAAACAAGUAAGAAAUCAAGUGGAAAACCCCAGAUUUUCAGUAUCUAUUAAAAUAAGGAUCCAUGAUGACCUUACAAGAACUGUAGAUCUUUGUCGAAAGGCUGAAGCGACAGGGGUUUCCUGGAUUACAGUCCAUGGAAGAACUGUUGAAGAAAGACAUCAGCCAGUUCACUAUGAGGCCAUUAAAAUAAUUAAGGAAAGUAUGUCUAUACCUGUAAUUGCUAAUGGAGACAUCAGAAGCUUAAAAGAAGCAGAAAAUGUGUGGCAUAUUACUGGGACAGAUGGUGUGAUGGUUGCAAGAGGACUCUUAGCCAACCCGGCCAUAUUUGCUGGAUAUGAGGAAACCCCACUGAAAUGCAUCUGGGACUGGGUUGACAUUGCUCUUGAACUUGGAACUCCUUAUAUGUGUUUCCAUCAACAUUUAAUGUACAUGAUGGAAAAGAUAACUUCGAGGCAGGAAAAAAGAAUAUUUAAUGCUUUGUCAAGCACAUCAGCAGUCUUAGAUUACCUUACAGACCAUUAUGGGAUUGACUGGACUUCCUAAAUUAUUUUCUAUCUUUAGUGAAACCACCCAGGGUCACAUCUUGGUUUUCACUUUGAAUCAGUGGCUCUCAAACAUUAGUAUAAAAACAAUGCCCUGACAGAAUUUUUAUAAGUCAUUCCUAGACCAUAUCCUCAGAGAUUCUGAUUCAGUAAAUCUCUAGGGUGGACCCAAAAUUUAGUUUUAAAGAAGACCCCAGGUGGUUCAAACAUUGACAAACAUUGCUCUGAAUCCUAUUAUGGAUUUAAAACUGUAAGAAUUUUUUUCUUAAAG